AUGUCAGGGUUCAGCGUGGAGUUCAUCCACCGUGACUCCGUCAAGUCACUCUUCCACGACCCGACGCUCACCCCGGAGGCCCGCUUGCGCCAGGCCGCGCGCCGCUCCAUGGCGCGCCACGCCCACGCCGCGCGCAUCAAUAACUCUGCCGCCGCCGCGGGUGCCUCCGGCUCCGACGACUCCGACGCCGACGUGGUGUCGCCCAUGGUGCCGCAGAACUUCGAGUACCUGAUGGCCCUCGACGUCAGCACGCCGCCCGUCCGGAUGCUGGCGCUCGCCGACACCGGCAGCAGCCUCGCUUCCUCAUCCUACGCGCGCCUGCCCUGCGACGCCUUCGCCUGCAAGGCCCUGGGCGACGCCGCGUCCUGCCGUGCCACGGGCUCCGGCAACAACAUCUGCGUCUACCGCUACGCGUUUGCCGACGGCUCCUGCACCGCGGGGCCCGUCACCGUCGACGCCUUCACCUUCUCCACCGGCUUGUCCGUCCCGGACGACGGGCUCGUGGGCCUGGCCAACGGGCCCAUCUCCCUGGUCUCCCAGCUGAGCGCCAAGACCCCGUUCGCCCACAAAUUCUCCUACUGCCUCGUGCCGUACUCCAGCAGCGAGACCGUCUCAUCCUCGCUGAACUUCGGGUCCCACGCCAUCGUCUCCUCCAGCCCCGGCGCCGCCACGACGCCGCUCGUCGCCGGCCGCAACAAAUCCUUCUACACCAUAGCCCUCGACUCCAUCAAGGUCGCGGGGAAACCCGUGCCAUUACAGACGACAACCACGAAGCUCAUCGUGGACUCCGGCACCAUGCUGACGUACCUCCCCAAGGCGGUGCUGGACCCGCUGGUGGCGGCGCUGACGGCGGCCAUCAAGCUCCCCCGGGUCAAGUCGCCCGAGACGCUCUACGCCGUCUGCUACGACGUGAGGCGCCGCGCGCCGGAGGACGUCGGGAAGAGCAUCCCGGACGUGACGCUCGUGCUGGGCGGCGGGGGGGAGGUGAGGCUGCCGUGGGGGAACACGUUCGUUGUGGAGAACAAGGGGACGACGGUGUGCCUGGCGCUGGUGGAGAGCCAUCUCCCGGAGUUCAUCCUGGGGAACGUCGCGCAGCAGAACCUCCAUGUCGGGUUUGAUCUCGAACGGCGCACGGUGAGCUUCGCCCCCGCGAUUGCGCGCGCUCCGGCCACGCCGCCGCCGCCUCAUACGCUUAUUACUAGCAGGGGGAGAACAUCGGGCCUCUCUGAAAUUGGCCGAAUUUAGGAAAAAUUGGGCUGAAAUGUGUCUGAAAUGGCAAAAUGAUGCCAUUUGUAUUUUUGCACUGAGUUUGGCCGGAAUUGUACGGAAUCUUGACAAACUACAGAACGAAUUGAUUGGACACUCUGAAUGCAAUGA
Brachypodium distachyon (stiff brome) is the source of this 1377-nucleotide messenger RNA. RefSeq names its product aspartic proteinase CDR1-like. Lineage: Eukaryota; Viridiplantae; Streptophyta; Magnoliopsida; Poales; Poaceae. The record is from RefSeq and is a predicted model, not a curated record. Bases 1 to 1245 code for a protein of 414 amino acids. Gene Ontology annotation, cellular component: extracellular region. The transcript has 4 exons.